Molecule: messenger RNA, 828 nt
Organism: Miscanthus lutarioriparius
Lineage: Eukaryota; Viridiplantae; Streptophyta; Magnoliopsida; Poales; Poaceae
Source: the annotation of a GenBank genome assembly
AUGGCGGCCCCGGCGCCUCACGUCGCGGUGCUCGCCGCCGUCCUCCUCCUCCUCCCGUCCCUCCUCGCGCCCCUCGCCGCCGUCGCGCAGCCGACCAAGGGCGCCAAGGCGUUCUGCAUUAGCCAGUUCGCCAUCGCCAGCCAGGCCUGCUCCAUCCUGCCGCCGAGUCCGCCCGACGAGCACCACCACCACGACGAUGAUGACGAGGACGAGGAUGACCACGACGACGACGACGAGCAUCAUGACCGCGACCGUCGUCGCAGCCACCACGCGGCGGCCGUCAGCAUCUCGGCCCUGAUGGCGAGGAGUAACGGCAGCCACGGCGUCGUCGCUGGGAACCGCACCGUUGGUCACCACCAACACCAAGGGAUCCGCACCCGCGCCGGGCACGGGCGCGGGCGCGGUCGAGGCCGUGGGCGGGGCCGCCGUGGGCAGGGCCGCCGUGGGCGUCUGGGGGACGACGGCGACGACCACCAUGAUGCCGACGACCCUGACCACGACGAUGAUCAUGCUGACGACGACGAGCAUCAUGACGACGACGAUCACAACGACGACGAAGACCACCACGACACUGACGACCCCGACCACGACGAUGACCACGACGACGACGAGGACGACGAGGACGAGGAUGACGAUGACGACGAACACCACCACGACGAGGAGCUCCGCGCGUACCGCGACUGCUGCCGAUGGCUCAAGGAGGUGCAGAAGGACUGCGUCUGCGAGGCGCUGCUGCGGCUGCCCCCCUUCCUCGUCAAGCCGCAGCACACUUACGUGGUCAGGGUCGGCAGGACGUGCAAGAUCACCUACCGCUGCGGCGGCGUCUAG